UAGUGUCUAGGGUUUACUACUGACAUUAAUUUAUAAUCAAUAAUAAAUAUUAAAAACAUAUUUUUUUAUAAUUUACAUAAUAUCGUGCUCGUUUGUUUGGAUAUUAUUGUUAAAUAUUUUACGGUUUUUAAUAAUUUUCACGUAAAUACCUCGGUUCCAAAGUAGUGUGUGCCGUGUAGUUAACGACUUAUCCAUACCUAUUUGUUUCUCCUUCGUUAUUAGCAUAUACCUAGUCUAUUUCAAGAAUUAUGGAAUCACAUGAAGCUAGUCAGUUAGUUAACUGUUCGAUGGAUGCUCUUAUUGACUGGAGUACUCCUGAAACAGUGAAACACAAAACUUAUGAUGAAAAUUGUAUUAAUAACCCAUUUGAUAUACUGGAAUUGCAAGCAGCCAACAUGGAUCCUUUUGAUUUAGUCCCUAAGCAAACUCCAUUAAGAGGAGAUCCACCUUGUGGUAACAUAUUGAGUCCUCUAUGGGAGUCAAAAGUCAAUAGACGGAUAAAAAAGAGUGUAUCAUUAACAGAUAUUCAUGGUGUUGCAAAACUUUUAGAACAAAACUACAUAGAGCACAACACAGAUGGUUUUAUAAAAAAUCAAUCAAAAGAUGAUUGUGCUAUAGCAGAACGUAUUAGCACAUCGAAAAUGAUCGAUCAGUCAAUAGAAAAUAAUAUCUUAGUUCAUAAAGGUGAAAAAAAAAUAGAAAAUGAAGAGCUAUCAAACAAAUUAGGUUUGUUGUCAGAUCAAAUCGAGAUAGAUAUAGAAAAAAAUUCUUAUUGCAACGAACAAGAAAAGAAACAAAUUAGAGAACAGACACGGCAACGAAUUGAAAUGCUUAUUGAAAAGGAGAAAAAAAUUUAUGAAGAAAAUUAUUCCAGAAGAUCAUUAUUUUGUACACCACAGCGUAGUAAUACCGAAUCAAAUUUAAAUAAAAAUAUAAAUUCAAGUGUUUUAAAUAGAGGAUUCAUAGGGAGUUUUAAUAUAAAUUCCAAUAGUUUUAAUAAAACAUCAGAUAAUAAUAUUGAUAUAAAUGAAAAUAUAACUCCAAAUUCUAGUUUAGUAUUUCCAUUCCAUGAACUAAACUCAUUUGAUCUUAAUUCUUUGAAACCUGAAUGGGUGAUGGAUAACUUUAGCGAUAGUGACGGACCUAGUGAUAUUCAAACAGAAAGUUCUAUGACAGAAAUUGAACCGACUGAUAAUAAUCAAGUUGAUUUCAAGUUAAAAACUCUUAAUCGCUUGGGAAUUGUCGAAUCAAAAGUUAAUGGAAGUCGAACCGUUUUGAAGUCCAUGCAAAAUAAAAGAACUCAAAGCAAAGGUCCGUUUAUGGCCAAUGUCCCUGUUCAACACAUGGUGCAAAAUUAUAAGAAUGUAGAAAUUAAAGAUAUCAAUCAUGGGUCUGUUAGUCCCCGUAAAAUGAAGCCUAUAGCCUCUUCUACUCCAUCAACAUCAGAUAUUGUCACUGCACUUAAAACUCCCUCAACUGCCGAGUCCUCUAUUAAAUCAAGAAAUAGUUUAUCACGUCGAUCAACAGCCAAUUCUGUAAGCCCUGGAACACCAUUAAAUGUUACAAAAUGUAUUAAAAAGUAUUCAACUAAUACUACAAUUGUUUUGUCUAACAAAGUUAAUGAAAGAAAUCCGGAACUAUUGCGAUCAUUUACAUUAAAUAAGUCAAAAUCUGAAAGUAAAAUUGGAAUACCUAAGAUGAAUACAACUAAAAUAAGUGGCUUACCAGUAUCGAAACGGUUUUCUAUGUCCUACAAAGGAAAAGAAAAUGUUAAACCUCAGUGAAUUUUUUUAAUAUCAUGUUUACAUAUAAUAUUAAAAAAAUUUAAAAG
Messenger RNA from Melanaphis sacchari, 1831 nucleotides. RefSeq names its product protein PF14_0175-like. NCBI's taxonomy places the organism in Eukaryota, Metazoa, Arthropoda, Insecta, Hemiptera, Aphididae. The record is from RefSeq and is a predicted model, not a curated record. The transcript has 10 exons. Bases 249 to 1784 code for a protein of 511 amino acids.